Messenger RNA from Paraglomus occultum, 399 nucleotides. NCBI's taxonomy places the organism in Eukaryota, Fungi, Glomeromycota, Glomeromycetes, Paraglomerales, Paraglomeraceae. The record is from the annotation of a GenBank genome assembly.
AUGACUCGCCAAGAACAUUCCUUACACUGUCACGAAAGUAAUAAGGAAAAUUAUGAUCCAGUCAAGAAAAAAUAUUCCGGAGAGUGUACGGAACAAAACCAUAGACAUCAAAAAGAUAAACUGCAGCCAGCGUCGAGGUCUCGCCAACCGCUAACAGAGAUAUAUGUCAAUACCAGGUCAGAGGAAGAAUACGAAAUAAUUGAAGCAUUUUUAUAUUUACAAUUUUUACAAGUUAUGAUGUGUCAUCUAUCAGCGCGCCGUAAGGAUGGUCGCAAGUCUAGCAAAAAAGCAGAAAAGACACUAAAAACAAGUCGGAAGGACCCUGCCAAAGACCAAGAGAAUCAGCAUGUUCCAUCCACAGAGGCUGUUAAGACGAACAUUCGAAGAAUACGAAGGUGA